This is a messenger RNA of Tripterygium wilfordii, 1283 nucleotides long. RefSeq names its product gibberellin 20 oxidase 1-B-like. Bases 1 to 1128 code for a protein of 375 amino acids. Lineage: Eukaryota; Viridiplantae; Streptophyta; Magnoliopsida; Celastrales; Celastraceae. The record is from RefSeq and is a predicted model, not a curated record. Gene Ontology annotation, biological process: response to light stimulus; flower development; gibberellin biosynthetic process. Gene Ontology annotation, molecular function: gibberellin 20-oxidase activity. The transcript is spliced from 3 exons.
AUGAGUAUUACUUCUCUUCUUCAAAAUGGAGUUCCUGUUGUUGAAUCCACUUUGUUGCAAAAACAACCCAACUUACCAAAUGAGUUCUUGUGGCCACAUAAAGAUUUAGUCAGUUUUCACACCCAAGAAGAGCUACAAGAGCCAUUGAUAGACCUAAAAGGAUUCAUGGAAGGCGACGAGGUAGCAACGGCUCGUGCCGUGGAGUUUGUGAAGGAUGCUUGUUUGAACCAUGGCGUCUUUCAAGUCAUUAACCAUGGAGUUGAUCAGGAUAUCAUUAACGCGGCUCACCAAGAAACUGAUGCCUUUUUCAAGCUUCCUUCGGAGAAAAAGCUAAGAGGUAAGAGGAAACCAGGUGAGGCUUAUGGACAUUCUGGUGCCCAUGCAGAGAGAUUCUCUUCUCGGUUGCCUUGGAAAGAGACAUUGUCUUUUGAGUACCAUAACAAUGAUGACUCCAAGCUUGUUGUGGUUGAUUACUUCAAAUCCGCCUUUGGAGAAGACUUUGAACACUCUGGGAGUGUUUAUCAGAGAUAUUGUGAAGCCAUGAAGACAUUGUCUCUUGCACUCUUUGAGCUAUUGGGGAUGAGUUUGGGAGGUGAUCGUUUGCACUACAAGAAGUUCUUUGAGGAUAGUUGUUCUAUAAUGAGGUGUAACUACUACCCUCCUUGCAAUGAUUCAAGCCACACCUUUGGGACUGGUACUCAUACAGACCCAACAUCCUUAACCAUACUUUACCAGGACCAAGUUGGUGGCCUUGAAGUUUUUGCCAACAAUAAAUGGCAAGCAGUCAAACCUAUUCCUGAUGCCCUAGUCAUCAACAUUGGUGAUACCUUCAUGGCACUGUGUAAUGGGACAUACAAGAGUUGCUUACACAGGGCAAAGGUGAACAAGGAGAAAGAGAGGAUAUCAUUAGCAUUUUUUGUGUGCCCAAAAGGGGAUAAAGUAGUGAGACCCCCACAAGAUCUUGUUUGCAGACAAGGAACAAGAAAGUACCCAGAUUUCACAUGGUCAGAAUUUUUGGAAUUUACACAAAAGCAUCAUAGAGUUGAUGGUAGUGAUACAUUGCAAAUAUUCACUGAUCGAUUGGCUUCAAACCCCCAAACCAACAAUCCAAUAUGUCAAACCUUCUAGUCCUGGUUCUGCUGCUGCUGCUGUUUGAUGCUUCCUUCCUUGUCAUUUGUAUCUCUACUUGCGUAUUUAUGCAUGCAAGUAAUUUGGACUGAAAAAAAAGGAUUUCUUAGUGAUUAUCAAUGCUGUAUUCCAAUAGACAAAAUAAAUAUAAAAUA